AUGAGGUUUCUCGCCAUAUUCUUCUUCGUCGUUUGUAUUUUCCAACAAGGAAAUGGAGCAUUGUAUCAAUGCAAUGCAAGUGCUGCAUGCGGAUGCUCAAACCCGUCUACUCUUUUAACACGUAUUGUAGGUGGUGAAAAUGCUGUGACGAAUUCUUGGUCAUGGACGAUUUCUCUUCGUUACGGUGGAUCACACUUUUGCGGAGGAUCGAUUCUUUCAUCAUCUUUCAUUAUUACUGCUGCUCAUUGUAUUGAUGGUAUCACGAAUUUAGUAGGAUAUAGCAUUUUGGCAGGAUCUAUAUAUUUAAAUUCUUUGUUGAGUGCUUCAUCUCAAAUUCGUUCUAUAGCUGCAAUUUAUGAGCAUCCUUAUUAUGAUGAUAGAAGUAUGACUAAUGAUGUGGCUCUCCUUCUUUUAUCUACUCCACUUAAUAUGACAAAUCGAAAUUUGAAACCAAUCUGUUUACCAUCUGGUACUGUGGCUCAACCACCGGACAAUAUUGAUAUGGUUGCUGUUGGAUGGGGUACAACAUCAUCAGGAUCAAAUACAGUAUCUCAGGAUCUUCUUCAAGUCACUUUACAAUCCAUACCAAGUGCAUCCAGCAGUUGCCAACCGUAUAUUUACGACAGCCAAAAACAAUUUUGCGCAGGAGUACCAGCUGGUGGUAAAGAUACGUGUCAGGGUGAUAGUGGUGGACCACUAAUGGCAUUCGUUAAUAAUUUGUGGCAACUUGAUGGUCUUACAUCCUAUGGGCAUGGAUGUGCAUAUCCUAACGUUGCAGGAGUCUACACUCGCGUUAGUAACUAUAUAAAUUGGAUUCAAACUACUAUGUCAACCAAUGCGAUUACAGUAACCACGACUACCACUACUGCCAGACCAACGCCGAUAAUAACGACCACAAAAAGAACAACAACAACGACCGCAAAAAGAACAACAACAACGACCGCAAAAAGAACAACAACAACCGCCACAAAACGAACAACAACAAUAACCACCACAAGAAGGCCAACGACAACCGCUAAUGCCCACAGAAAUAGCCUACCAAAUAGAGUUGUUGAAUUCCUUCUCCAAAUUCUAUUUCAUGGGUUUUUGAAUACGUGGCUAUUCUGUCUAAUAACGAUUUUUGUAUCUUGGUCUUAUGAACAAUUCGGUGUUCAAACAGGUCUAAUCUACGGUAGCUAUCAUUAUACAAAAUAUUUGGGUAUUAAAGUUGGUGAUGUACCAAUAUUGAUUCCAAUAGCCUGGUACAUGAUGAUUUAUCCCAGUUACAUCAUCAGCAAUCUUAUUCUUGUUGGGCGACCUAUCGUAUCGAAUCGAGGGAAACAUCUGUCUCUGUCUUUAGUGGGAUCAUUAGUUAUGACAGCAUGGGAUCUUGUUCUUGAUCCUUAUCUGUCAGGUCCGACCGUGAGAGCUUGGGUUUGGCACGCUGGUGGCAUUUAUUUUGGAAUUCCUCUUCAGAACUUCUUCGGUUGGAUCUUAACGACUUUGACAAUUCAUAUGAUGUAUCGAUUUUAUGAGAGCCCUAUCAUUAUGGGAUCGAAAUACCGAGCUCGUAAAAGUUACCCGCUGAUAUUGCCUGUAUUAGGAUAUAGUGCAAUGUGUAUUGUACAUUUGAUUCCUGGUGAACCAAAAGAACUUCGUAUGAUUGGUCCCGUAAUAAUGGGAAUACCAGUGAUUCUUGCUUUGAGACGUUUUAUGCGAAAUCCCUGA
This is a messenger RNA of Rotaria socialis, 1707 nucleotides long. The record is from the annotation of a GenBank genome assembly. NCBI's taxonomy places the organism in Eukaryota, Metazoa, Rotifera, Eurotatoria, Philodinida, Philodinidae.